AAGGGGGCGGGGGGGGGGGGGGGUCCUGGGUCCAACUACAGAAUAUAUGCUUCACAUGUUCCCACCUUAUUAAAAGGCUGUACAUGGAGAGAAGCAACCAAUCACAUUUACAUUCCCAGCUCUUCUAGAAACUAGUGAUGCAUCAAAAACAUAAAAGCUCAACACAGACCACUACACUGUCGCACAGAACCCUGGAUUUUAGAUUUAAUCAAUAAUCUACCAAUCACAGGUCUGGGUAGUUUUCUGAGAGUAACUCUACCUACGUAUCACACCAAAGCAGAAAACAAAGUAUUUUUAAAUGUACUUUGAUACUCUCAGAACUCCUUUCUACAGACAACUCACCGGAAACCCCGAUUCUUGGGUUUACAGUGUGCUUGACACUUUUGGUCAAACCAACCCCGCUCCACCACAACAGCUGGGGGAGGAUUUCCGAGCCCGUGUCCGCGAACACGGUGGCGGCUACAGGAGGUGGAGUUCGCCCGAAGCAGAUGCCAAAGCUCUCGCAAACUCCGGCUGCAGCUCUGCUUUUAAUUUCGCUGCCAAAGCCUUCAGAGAGACGCCGUGUGAGGGGGGAAAGGGUGGCAACCAGAGGCGGACGGAAGAGGACGCACCACAGCCAGUGCGCACAGUGUUGUGUUGGUUGGAAACAUGCAUGCCUGCGAAAACUGGAGCCAUCCAGACCUGGGGAGACUCGUCAAAAGUGGUCGUCGCUGUUAAGGAGGUGCCUUUUAACACCCAGGAGAAAAAUCAAUGGGGGUUUCCUGCGUUGCUCUGGAGAUUUUCUUCUUCUUUGCUCUGAGGGAAUGCGAGGGCAGGAAAUCCAGCCUCUGCUCCAAAUAACCACAGACUUCUAACUGGGUCUCACUCCAAACGCAGGAAAUACGGCCUGGGAAAAAAAGUUAAGGAGCUUUUGGAAACAAGAGGGGGAUCUUUUUUAUCGCUGACGUUUUGCGUGCGCUUUACGACCUGGUUGUGUGUAUACGUGUGUGUGUGUGUGUGUGUCAAUCGCUCCUGUUAUUCCAGACAGAGUUGAAAAGACAUUCAGGAGUUACACGCUGCUGCUGCUGUUGUUAUUGCAAGAGUUUUGAUCAUCACUAUUUAUAGAGCAACCUAUUCCGACCGAGGCUGUUCCUCAUAGCUGCAGCCUAUGGUUUGCCAACUGCGCGCAACAAGUUGCAGACACUCCCAACACGGGCAAACGUGGGCUAAACUUGGGGCAGCGGAUGGUAUCUGUGCGCUUCUGUUUUCGGACUACGCGUCUCCUAAUAGCGCACAGCCCUCCCCGACCCCCUCUUUGGAAGGCAGGAGGGGAAUAAACGGUGGAGACCCGGAGAGGCAGUUCAGGAAAGGACGGGGCCGGAUCAGUGGGAACAGGCCUGGCUGUCAGGCCUCUCCUGGUGCCGUUCCUGGACCGGACAGGGCUCCAGAAUAAUCCCGUUUGCAAUAUUUUGCAAAGGCCUGGUGGAUUUAUAAUGCAAGAAGUGUAAACCAUUAAAGAACUCCUUUAGGUGAAAUACAGGGAGUUGAGGAGAUGAAUUGAUCUAAAUUUCAAACCACCCACAUUUCCCUUUUUACCCCACAGUUAUACCUGGCUGCAUGUAGAAACGACCACCACUGUAUGUAGCUACUUUUUUUUAAAUGUUUUCUUUCCACCAUAACUUUAACCGUUGAACGGUGGAUGAUUUCAUACUUUCCUUCCCCGUAUUUGUGUCUGACCACUACCAGCUGUUCCUGCCCACUCCACACUGGGGCAUUUCUAACAACAGGACCGACGGCGGAACCCACGGUUAGUCGUGGAGAGAACGGUGACAGAGGAACUUCUGGAGCCACUCACUGUUGACACUAACUGUUCAUUCAAUGCAGCCAUGACAUUUAGCUGCCAUGUUUUCCUCCUCCCAUCUCCUCACUUGUAACUUUAUUCCGGAAUGAAGACAGCAACAGACUUUUCCCUGAAGCUGCCUGUGUGAUGGCAGACCCGUCUAAACACUGCGCACAUCCAGCAGAAGUCAUUUCCAGUCAUGUAACGUCAGAGGCAGAAUUGAUGGCGGUUUAACCCCCUGGUUGCAUCACUGACCAGCGCUUUUCCGAGAAGGAUGUUCAAUUCAGGGGGCUGAGGAGCGAGGACAAAGCCGGGCUCUAACUCUUGGGUGAAGGAUACAUGUAACUCAACAUGGCUUCGUCGCAGCAGCAGCAGCAGCAGCAGCAGCGACGUCCUCUUAUGCGUGGCACUGAAGUCAGCUGUGACUCCAGCGGCGACGGCGCUGUGACCGUGAGAAUCGCCAACAGUGCGCCACACGUGCGUCAACAUGAGCCGCUGAAGGCUGCCAUGAGUGGAGCGGGGGGCGACCCAGCCCCCCAUAAAUACAGCAUCUCAUCCAGCGGCAGCUCAGCUGAGUCCAGACCGGUGGGGACCUCCACCUUGAGGGAGCACAGAAAGGCACCGCCCCUGUUUGAACGCUCAGCUGCCCAGUGCUGGGACCCCAAAUUUGACUCCUCCAUCCUGGAGGAAGCAUGUCAAGAGAGGUGCUUUCCUCAGACACAGCGCCGGUUCCGCUAUGUGCUCUUCUACCUUGCAGUGGCAACCGUACUCUGGGGGGUCUAUUUUGGGGUCAACAGUGAACGUUGUGACCCGUUGACCUUCCUGGCUCCCACGGUCUCCUUUUUGACCCUGUUAGUGCUCCUCUUUUUGUUUACUUUUACCCAGCCUUACACAUGGAUGUUCAAUCAGGCCUCCUUACUCCUAAUUGCAGUCACCUUUGCCAUUACAUUAGCCCCACAAGUACAAACUGCUGGUUAUACGGAGCUGGAGUGGACCAGUGACGGGAAUACCUCAUAUCACUCCACAGAUGAACUAGGAAAAUCUACAACUCACUGCAUUUCCCCUGUUGGCACAUUCUCCCUGUGCAUGGAGGUUCUUCUUCUGUUGUACAGUGUCCUACAUGUGCGUUUGUACGCCUCAGUGAUGCUUGGACUUCUCUACUCGAUAUUAUUCGAGGCAUUAGGAUGGCUACCAUUGCUUCAAAACAAUUCAAACACAGCCAGAUGGCACACGGACCUGACCGGUUCCAGCCCUGAUUGGGGAGGGCACACACUCCGCUGGCUGGCUCCGGCCAAAGCUCUGCUCCACUUGUGUGCCCAUGUCAUCGGCAUCCAUAUUUUUAUCAUGUCAGAGGUUCGUUCCCGCAGUACUUUCCUCAAAGUGGGCCAAGCCAUUAUGCAUGGCAAAGACUUGGGGGUGGAGAAGGCCUUGAAGGAGCGAAUGAUUCACUCAGUCAUGCCGCGGCGAGUUGCAGAUGAACUGAUGAAGCAAGGAGAUGAUGAGGGCUGCAAUGAGAACUCUGGCAAGCGCUAUUCCUCCGGUGCUUGCUCUGCCUCGGCUGUCUCAGUUGGCGGAGUGGGAAGCUGUGGAGCUUCACAAACCCAGAGUUCCACCAGCCCCAAAAAUCACUCCCACAACAACCACAAACGCAAGAAGACCUCCAUCCCCAAAGGACAGAUAAUAUUCAGGCCCUUCAAUAUGAAACGCAUGGAGCCAGUGAGCAUCCUCUUCGCAGACAUCGUGGGUUUCACCAAAAUGUCGGCAAAUAAAUCUGCGCCAGCUUUGGUGGGCCUUCUCAAUGACCUGUUUGGACGUUUUGACCGGCUCUGUGAACUUACUUUUUGUGAAAAGAUAAGCACUCUGGGAGACUGCUACUACUGCGUAGCCGGCUGCCCCGAGCCCAGGCCGGACCAUGCACACUGCUGCGUAGAGAUGGGCCUGGGGAUGAUUCAGGCCAUCGAACAGUUCUGCCAGGAGACGUGUGAGACGGUCAGCAUGCGCGUCGGUGUUCAUACUGGAACUGUCCUCUGUGGUAUCCUUGGAAUUAAACGCUUCAAGUUUGACGUGUGGUCAAACGACGUCAACCUGGCCAACCUGAUGGAGCAGCUGGGUGUCGCAGGCAAGGUCCACCUGUCAGAAGCCACCUUUCGCUUCCUGGAUGACCGUUACCAGUCUGAAGAUGGGCGUGUGGCCGAAAGAGCCGGGCACAGUGCGGUGGAGAAGCUCAAAGGACAACAGACAUACCUGAUCUCAGGAAGGAAGCCUGAGCACGAUGUGCAGUGUGCAUGCUCUCAAGUUGGACUUCCAGGGGGCGAUGUUGGUCAUUCUUACUGUCCUCCACAACAUGCGCCUGACCUCAUUGCUGGAGCGCAGCCUGCAGAGCCUCGUCUGUCCCACCCGAUGCCUGACAGGAUAGUGCUUCCUCGUGUGUCGCUCAAUGUGGCCUUGUCUGUUGGAACCCAACAGGGUGACGAUGUGACUGUGUUGAAUGGCUGCCAGGAGGAGCGUAAGACUGGAAGUGCCAAGUUCAUCCCAGGUCACAGUCCCCGAGCGGCCAAUGGUCUCCUUAGUCCUCCACUGGAAGACCCCGUCCGGGCCAGCCAGAGUUCCCUGUGUGACAUGCUUCAGGAGAAGGAAAAGAAGACCAGUACCAGCACCGGAACUGGUACUAGUUUAGGCAUGGCUGCAGGCACUGGGACGGCAGAUUCUGGUAUGGACCACUCUGCCCUCAUCCAGCUGCGUGCCAAGAACUUCAGAGAAAAGAGCGACGUCCACUUUGUGGACGUUAUCAGGGAGGACAGUUUAAUGAAAGAUUAUUUUUUCAAGCCACCAAUCAACAAGGUCAGCCUCAAUUUCCUCGAAAGACCACUGGAAAUGGCCUAUCGUAGCAGCUAUAAGGAGGAGGUGAGAAAACGGGCUCAGGUGCAAACAUUUGCAAGCUCCACCUUCAGUUCUUUCCUGGAUGUGCUGCUCAGCUGUUUUGUCUUCCUGGCCCUCGCCCUGGCCUGCUUCCUCCCGCCGUUGGUUAGUCCAGCUACUGUGGGCUCUCCUUCUCCAGCUGCCCUGGCUGUACCACCCUUGGCUGGUCUCUUUGAGCUGGCCUCACUUGUGCUGUCCAUACGUAUGGCCUUCUAUUUGGAGGAGGUGAUGCACUGUACACACUCCCUGCUCCUGGCAGUCUCUGGAUGGGUUCCUCGACAUGUGAUCGGGGCGGUGUUGGUGUCCCUUCCUGCCAUCUCUGUCUUAUCUCAUUUCACAUGCAGCGUCCACCAGCCCCUCCAGGUGACUAUGUUUCUGUGCUGUGCCACCAUCCUGGCCAUCAUCCAGUAUUGUAACUUCUGUCAGCUGAGUUUCUGGAUGCGCUCAGUCCUGGCCACUGUGACAGGGGUCACUCUGCUUGUGCUGGUCUAUAUCCCUCUACACAAGAACAGCUUCGAUAAUAACAGCUUACCUCUUCAUGGGCUGAACGUCUCAACAUCAAGUGAUCGUUUAUCAGAAUCAGGCCGUGACACUCCCCCACGACUUCUUGACCUUUUGGUUCCAGAAGCUGUAUUGGCUUUUUUCCUGCUCCUUCUCCUGGUUUGGUUCCUCAAUCGUGAGUUCGAGGUUAGCUACCGCCUUCAUUACCAUGGCAAUGUGGAGGCUGAUAAACAUCGCUCUAACAUCCAGAUGAUGCGAGACCAGGCUGAGUGGUUACUGGGCAACAUCAUCCCCAUCCAUGUCGCUGAACAGCUCAAGGUGACCCAGAGCUACUCUAAGAACCACGACAGUGUGGGUGUAAUCUUUGCCAGUAUUGUAAACUUCAGUGAGUUCUAUGAAGAGAGUUACGAGGGUGGAAAAGAGUGCUACCGUGUCCUGAAUGAACUAAUCGGUGAUUUUGAUGAGCUCCUUCACAAACCUGAAUUUGAAAGUGUCGAGAAAAUUAAGACAAUUGGUGCUACGUACAUGGCAGCGUCAGGGCUGAACGUACGGCAGCCGGCGGAGAAUGAUGAUGACUCCCCCCAUGGUCACCUGAGGGCACUUUUCAAUUUUGCCCUGGAGAUGAUGGGUGUCCUGGAUGACUUUAACAAGAACAUGCUGGGUUUUGGCUUCAAGCUCCGUAUUGGAUUUAACCAUGGCCCACUGACAGCGGGGGUGAUUGGCACUACUAAGCUGCUCUACGACAUAUGGGGAGAUACAGUCAACAUCGCCAGUCGCAUGGACUCUACUGGUGUGGAAUGUCGGGUGCAGGUGAGCGAGGAAAGCUAUGCUAUUCUCAGCACAAUGGGUUUAGAAUUUGACUACAGAGGUACUGUGAAUGUUAAGGGCAAAGGUCAAAUGAGGACUUACCUGUACCCAAAAAGUGGGGAGAGCAUAUAUCAAGAUUGUAUGGAUCAGGAUGUCGGAGGUGCAUCAAUAUCUCUGGCACUGCCUGCCAAUAAAGUUUCAGGGACUGUCUCCCAGGGGCCAGCUCCUCCUCCCACUUCUUUUACUCCAAGAGCAGAGCCACAGCCUGCUCCAGGGGAGUCCACAGAGAUGAAGGAGGAAGGAUAUAGGGACGUUCCAAAUCACCAAGGACAGACUUCCUCCACAGACAUUCACCCCCCUCCCUGCCCUGAACUAGAUACAGAGUAUGGUGGUGCACAAUCACCUCUGUGGGUGCAACAUUCUCCUCUUACACCUCAGAGGGUUGAGGACGGGGAAGCCAAUGAGCUAACGAAACUCAAUGAGGAGUUCUAUGCCCGCCUCUGAUCUCUUCCUCACUCAGUAUCUGUCCACUAUUCCCCCACGUGCCGACUUGUUAAGACAGCAUGAAGAUGGAGGUGGAAUGUGCUUCUCACUAUGCAACACAUUUUUUCACGGAUGAAGAAGAGGGAGCUUGUCAUGUCGACACCAACCAUUGCUACAUUGGCUACCAAAGUGGCUACUACUAUCCAAAUGUUAAUGUUUCCCAAGGCUUUGGUGAGUUUGGUCUGUGUUGAGCACAGUUCACUGAGGAUGAAAGGCUUAAAGGGAAUAUGCGGGAAAAGAUUUGCGGUGUAGCUGAUGAGGGUUUUUCACAUUAUUUUUGUUAUCAAGUGCCUUCAGGACAAGAUCAAUGACUGAACAAAUACGAAUGCUGAACAAAGUUUUAACAAUAUUAUACUACAUACAUGCUGUAGUUUUUAUAUUUCUUAUGAAACAAAACCCAAAUGUUGUUCCAAACCUUUUGUUUAAACUUGAUCAAAGUCUUGACUUUAUAAAAGGGAAGUUAACUUUCGAUACUUGGGCUGAGCAGGGAACUAAAGGAAGACGAGGGACUCACAUAAAGCAGUGUUAAUUUAUGUAUUUUGUGUUGACAUGAGGGUUUAAUAUAUUAUUCAUUUGUGAUAGUUUAAUGCUACAAUGCCAGCUGCAUAGUUCUUAGAUUGUGUGUCGCAGCUGAAUGCACAUUUAAUCACAGUUCUUGCACAGUGUUUUGUCGACCACUUGCAUAUGGUCGUCGUUAUCUUGAAAAUGCUUUGGAUAUUGUGAACACACUUACUGUCUUUUGCAAGCACAAUCAGAAGCACAAAAUCUCAAUAGAUAAGGGAAUAUAAAGUACUUUGGGAAGCAAAAAGGGUUUUUCGUUUUUUUUAAAGCAAGGUUUUCACAGAAGUAGGAAAGCACUUAAAAUACUUUAAAUCAUACUUAAGAUUUAAUUUAAAAAAUCUUAAGCCCAGCCCCAACUAUAUUAACUCAAAUCAUCUUAUUUUAAUUUGAUUAAUUUUAUUUUAUUUCAACUUCUCAAAACCAAUCCAGCACCCUAAUCCACUGUUUGCAGUAUUUUUUUUAAAUUAAAACCAAAGAGGUGUUCCCUGUUCAUUCUGUUCUUUUAUUAGGUAUGUACCACUUUAUGCCUGUUCACAUGCUGUAUUAGAACAUUUCAUGUUUCCAAAAAACACAAACAAAAAACAUUUUUAUAUUCAUUGCUAUGGGAUACAUAAACAUGCAUAAAAUUGACAUUUGUUUAUUGUUGACAAAUUUAAAUUGAAAAAAAUAAAUUCUCCUCAAAAUAAAUGGAAAAUACGGCAAGGAUAUUAAACAUUCUUACUACAUAGUGUCAGGCCAUACAUGAACUGCAUUAGAACAUGGUGUUACCAGGGCAGUAGAGGGUGUUUGUUGGAGCGUAUUUUUAGUCAUAGAUUUAUUGUGCUAGUGCGUAUUAUUGGCAGCAGAGUGAGAAUGUACAGUAUGUGAUGUAAGUUUAAAAUAACCAACAUACUGGGAUUUGUUCUGUGGAGAAGAAAACAGUGGAUAAAUAGAGCACAGCCAAAUCAGAUCAGGUAACAAUUCAUAGACAGUUCUUAUCAGUUGUGUUUGUUUUUUUUAAGUCGUAACAACACCGAAUGAAAGCAGACUCAUCCUCUAGGGUUCCCACAAUGUGUUGGCAUGGUUGGCUACAGAGUGAGAAGACAGAUCAACCCUUACAUUCUUUGAGGAAUCGUGGAAUUUAACAACUAUUUCUAUACAGUCUGCCUGAAGACAUAUUAGUUCUCACUAAAGUGGUGAAACAUUGAAAUUGGACCCUGUCUUUAUCCCACCACUUUGACAAACCUCUACUGUAACAUUAUAUUCAAAUUGUACCCCAUUAAUGGAGCAGUGGCUGCAGUGCAACCUUAACGAGCAGACUCUUUGGUGUUCCUGAAAGACCACGGCUGUAUUUUGAGUUUCUUGGUUUUUAAGGUUUUGUUUGAAAUCAUGCUUUUGUCACAAUAUAAAUUGUGAUUCAUUUGUGAUGGAAUUAUGUUCGAUGUUUUGACAACUUUCCCUUAUUUUCCCCACAUGCAGUAGGCUCAUCAACCAGCCCUCUUCAGAGGGAUUGUGUGUGUGUUUGUAUGUGUGAAUGCAAACUACAAAAACAUAAUUGUGAGGACUCUUUGACAUUUUUGUCAUUGUGCACUUAAGGGAUCACCUUUUCACAAGUAUGAUUUUAUUGUCGCUAUCCUUACUUGUACAGUAAAUAAAUUCACAUUUCUGUAUUCAUUGAAAAGGAAGCUUGAAAUUAAUGUAACAUGACCCUGUUAGAACUCCAAUCAAAGAAACAUCUCUACCUUGGUAUUUAUGUCUGCACCAUGAGGAGCAUUUGCCUACUCUUUACUGAUAGUUUUACUUUAUCAUUCAAACAGUACAGAAGAAAAGAAGCUUGUCAACUGAUUUAAAAUGUAAAAAUAUGCAAUGGAUGGUAUAACAUCUGUUAUAUGUGAAAUUAACUCUUAACAACAAUGAUUACGUUUGAUUGUAGGACAGCAUGAGCAUGGCACCGUCCCCACACACUGCUCCCCGGGCGCUCAAAAAGUUGUCCACUGUUCACUUUGGUGAUGGGUUAAAUGCAGAGGUCACAUUUGGUUGUGUGCAGUGAUGUGUCACAAUGACAAGGAGUUCACUUUCCUUUAUAAAGUCAGAACAUGUUUUCAAGGGAAUUAAUAAAGAAUGCCAACACAGCAGGUAUAAGAGUGGACAAGGUACAGCAUAUCAUCAGGAGUGGGGAUGUACAGUCAUUCUAUCUGUGAACCUUCAGAAUGUAAAACCCUUGCGGUGUCUUUGAAGGAAAUACCCUAAGCCUUAAAACCCAGACUAUACGUUGUUUUAUCCAUUCCUUGUAUGUUGUCUGUCUUC
Messenger RNA from Cynoglossus semilaevis (tongue sole), 9436 nucleotides. It is a transcript of the gene adcy9a, whose product is annotated as adenylate cyclase 9. The record is from RefSeq and is a predicted model, not a curated record. Gene Ontology annotation, biological process: adenylate cyclase-activating G protein-coupled receptor signaling pathway; intracellular signal transduction; cyclic nucleotide biosynthetic process. Lineage: Eukaryota; Metazoa; Chordata; Actinopteri; Pleuronectiformes; Cynoglossidae. The transcript is spliced from 12 exons. Bases 2171 to 6550 code for a protein of 1459 amino acids. Gene Ontology annotation, cellular component: plasma membrane. Gene Ontology annotation, molecular function: adenylate cyclase activity.